Messenger RNA from Xiphias gladius (swordfish), 2806 nucleotides. It is a transcript of the gene c6h1orf53, whose product is annotated as chromosome 6 C1orf53 homolog. The transcript has 3 exons. The record is from RefSeq and is a predicted model, not a curated record. The coding region runs from base 288 to 731 and encodes 147 amino acids. Lineage: Eukaryota; Metazoa; Chordata; Actinopteri; Istiophoriformes; Xiphiidae.
AUGAGCCGGUCACAUGUCACCAGAGUGACGCGGGCAGAUGCGGAAGUACAACAGACUUCUGUGCGGGCAGAAGUGAGAGGAGAAAAAGCAACAUGGACAGUCAGUGAUCAGUUGUCACUGUAUUUAAUUAAGAGAUGGUGCAUGUAUGUGUGUUUUCCCGGAAUCCUUUACCCGUUUUCACACAAUUGCAAGGCGAGACGCAUUGUACAGGUGGUCCUCCCGAGUGACAACUCUCACCCCGCAUUUUACAACCACACACACACACACACUGUAGUUUCACUGGAGCAAUGUUCCACCAAAACUACCCGGGCAAAGCGUUUGUCAGCCGAUUGAUUCUCCUCCGUGUCCGGUUUAAUGAACGCCUCGUGACAAUGUCAAUACCGAGCCCGAGGCCACCGGGGGACAGCGGCACGCCACGGAUCGACGCGGGCGGGAGUGAGGCGGACCCCGGCAGCGACGCGGUGGCAAGCGGCGCGGGGGGCGGGAGCGACCGCGCCGCCGGAAAGUUCACGGAGGAGGAGAUGGCCGUCUAUAGAAUCCAUAGGGAGGCAUGCGAGGCAAAGAAGCAGAUGUAUGUCGACCCUUCCAGUGGGUACAAGGUGUUCACAGAGUAUGCCCACCUUCAGAGAGGGAAAUGCUGUGGCAACGCAUGCAGACAUUGUCCGUAUGGCCAAGUCAACGUGAAGGACCCCGGAAUGAAGAAACAGUUUAAUUCUUUAUUUUAUGUAUAGUCCAAACAGACUCGUGCCCAAGGUAAAAACAUAAGACCCUGUAUAGAAUGGAACGCACUGCUUGUCUUCUGCCUGUCGUUAUUUGGACUACUUGAGUCGUUUUUUAGCAGUGUACUAAAUGAUGAAAUAUGGGUAGUGUCUAUGCAAUACUUACCUCCUGUGAAUCAUAACCAUUCUUAGGAUUAUUUUCAUUCUCACAAGACAAGGAAGGAUGAGGAAAGGGUUAGUGCACCAGAACCUCAUGUAAAAUAGUCUUAUAUAACAUUUUUGUUUUGUUACGUUUUUAAGAUAUGUUUCUCGAAUGUCCGAUGUAAUACCUUGCGUUUCAUUUUUAGCUUCUCUUUAGGAGAGUUGAAUAUUUUUUGGUAUUCGGCUCCUCAGAUGCAUUUACAAGGGUUAUGGGAGUAUGGAGAUGAAAACUGAAAGAGCAUUUUAGAUCUUUGCCCUCAAGAUAAAGGGCAUAUAAGUACAGUAACUGUAGAUAGUCAGAUGGAGUCCUGUGCUCUUUUGGUUUGCAUCUCUUGUUAUUUUUACUGCAUGAAUAUUAGAAUCAUUCACACUCCACAAGUGCUCAACUGACCUGUCUACCUUUGACUGAAAUACUGUGCUGUUAAAAAUAGGCAUGGGCCAAGGGUCAGCCCUCACACUUGGCUGCGCUGCUUUUACACCACUUGAUGGAAUCAGGCUGUUAACAAACACGCCAUGGACAUCAACAGCAGCCCUCCCCACCGGACUCGCAGCUCAGCCUCCCGGCAACACUUGGCUACAGCAUAGCUCCCUGCAGCCGCUCUCCUGAGCUGUAGCCUAAUGAACUCCCGGGCCCUCUUAUCCCCGCACUGCAAUAGAUCAGCUCAUGUUCAGGAGCCUGCUUAGACGCACACAUGCAUAGGCAGGCUUACUCCGUCAGAAUACCCUGUGGCUCCUAAUAGGCCAAUAUAGAAUAAAGGUUGCACUAAACACUGCACUUUGUAGCCCACAGUAAUAGUAAAAGGUAGGGUCAAGUGCUUAUACAGCACUACCUGUGCGUGCGAGAGAUGUUGAGGAAAGAUGUGCCGCUUGAUUUGUGAGUGCAUGUGGGUAGACAGCACGAUGCCUCCGGGCGCUGGCUCUGAACCUGCCACACACACUCGCCCGUCUCCGCCUGAUUGGGCAAACAGCGUUGGGAUGAGAGGAUGUGUCUGCCGCGGAAUUCUGUCGCAGCCGCCUACUGGCGCGACCACAAUUUUCCUCGGCAGGUGGGUCCCAAAGGCAAGUGCUUAGUGAUCGGAGCAAAGCCCUGUGAGCGGCUACAAGGAGAUUCAUGAUCCCAACAGUGCUGGGGAGGACAGGUUCUUGGGGACGCGUCGUCAGGCGGGAUGAGAGGCGAAUUUAUUUGGUGUUAUUCUAAACCGAGGCAGCGGAGCGUGCGGCAGCAACAUUUCUACAGCGGGACGGUGAAGGUGUCACACUCAUCAAGUACCUGGGCCCGCUUGCCUGCCGCGGCUCUGCGGGUUUUGCCUAGGGACUUGUCUGUCACAUUAAAGUAGAUGCGUUGCCAUUCAGGGCCUCGGCGGUCCCGCAGCCUGACCAUGAAAUAGGCCAACUUUCAUGUCUGCCUCAUCCCUCCACGUCUUCCCAAUCCAGUGAUGGCACAGUUUUAAAUGUUUUUUUUUUUUUUUUUUUUCAUCAUGUUCUAGCCCUAGCAGUUGGUGACUUAGACACAAACAGCACAGCAAUCCUUUCGACAGAUUUAUGGAGAAAUUUACUUGAAAAUCUACUCCUCAUACCACCAGACUGGUCAAUCGCGGUAUUAAAGUAUGUUUAGAAACGGUACUUUUUGUCAGGCAUUUUCUUGAAGGGAGCUCCCUUUAAAUGUAUGAUUGAUAGAUGACAUGUAUGUACAAAAUGAGAAAGAAUUUAACCAAAAACAGUCUAAUCAUCCAUGUUUUUCUGAUAUUUCUUCUCCUGCAGAUUUGUUUAAAGUAACAAAUUAGCCUAUAGCUAAUUUUAUUUUAUUUGACAAGUUUAUAAUAUUAAUGAUGCUACUGAAAAAUGCCUUAAUCUACUUUAUUCAUGAAUGAAUUCAUUUUGUUGAU